CCGGCUGUCAGAGAUUUUAAAGAUGGCGACCAGAGGGACGCUUCGCCUCCGCAGCAUCUCCGCCUGUUUGGCCGUUUUUCUGGGCGCGUUGAACGUGCUGAACACGGCCAGCUGCGAUGAGCAGGUGCCGCUUAUUCUGUGGACCAGUGAAGGGAUCUCCCUUCCACGUCAGUCUCCUCCUGCAGCGGGUCACAUCGUUGGGCAGCAGCAGCUGACCUCUUACCUGGAGAAGGUUCUGAAUGAGGGCCCAAAAAACGUAGUGCUGUUCCUCCAGGACAAGAUGAGCAUUGAGGACUUCACCAUGUAUGGAGGGGCUUUUGGAAACAAGCAGGACACUGCUUUCCCCAACCUGGAGGGGGCUCUGAUGUCCUCGUCCUCCCCUCUGGUGUUACCCGCUGUGUCCUGGCCUGCCUCCAAUGCAGUGAUUGGCCAGCUGCAGGACCAAUUGGACACCUCCCCUCUGUACAUGGACCCUGAGACGCUCAGUCAGCUGAGACUGAACGGCUCCUCCCCCGCCCUGCUGGUGUUCAGGCUGCCGUACGGCAUCGGGGCUGAUCUGAUGUCUGCAAAAGAGAUUCUCAGUGGAAACGAUGAGGUGAUUGGUCAGGUGUUGAGCACCAUGAAGACCCAGUCUGUCCCGUACACCGCCAUCUACACGGCGCUGCAGCCCUCCAGGGAGGCGGCGUCUCUUUCCAUGGAAGCCGGUCUCGGCGGAGGACGCUCUCUCCUGCAGGCCAGAGGGGGAUAUCGGGAGAGGGAGAGAGAACGGGAGAGGCAGCGCAGGAUCAAGGAGAAGGCUGGAACCUACGCCCCUGUGGAGUAUAAGGUGGAGGAGCUCACUUCAUCUUCCUGCUGCGUUAGACAUGGUUUGUCAACAGAUAGAACAAUAUGCAAUAAUGCCAGCUUCAUCCUCAGCUCUCUCUCCCUGUCUUUCUCUCCAGGAGGGGAGGAAACCUGUAUCCUCCUGUGGGCUAAAUCCCUGUCGGUGUACACCCUUCGGAGCGGGCGCUGGGAUUUCCACGACCUGACCCCGUCCACCUUUGGGGAGGGCGUCAUCCCAAAACUCCACGGCUCAAGCUGCGACAAAACCAAAGCCAAGUUGGUUCUUAAUUAUGAGAAUGUCCUCGGCUACCUCAACUUCAAACUGAUCUUUGCAAUGAGCCAGCGUCACUACAAAGUGUCUGCACGCCGCUGGUUCACGCUGGACACGGUGGAGCUGGAGUACAACGGGACCAAAGCCAAGUUCAACGGCAGCCGGAACGUUUACGCCCCCGCCGAGUACUCGUACCGCUGCGAGUCCGUCACCAACUUCCGCUGGCCCCUGCUCGUCCCACGCUCCUUCAACGACCCGGCCAAUCAGUGGAGGGUCUCCUUUGAGGACUUCCAGAUCCAGGGCUUCAACUUGACCGGCAACGAGUUCUCCUACGCCAGCGACUGUGCAGGCUUCUUCUCUCCUGGUAUCUGGAUGGGUCUGAUGACCAGCCUCCUCAUGGUGCUGGUGCUCACCUACGGCCUCCACAUGAUCAUGCAGCUCCGCACCAUGGACCGCUUCGAUGACCCCAAGGGACCGGCCAUCUCCGUGCCCCAAACAGAGUAACACACACAAGACUUCCCAUCGUUCCUCCUCUCCGUCUCUUCAAGACUUCCAGUCCCACUCUUUCCAUUCCACUCCCUGUUCAUCUGUAGUUGGGCAUUCUACACACUGAUUAGUGGUGUUGUCAGAAUAAGGGAUUAGUCAUUACUACUUAAUGUGCAAUCUGAGACUGAAGAAGACCCAGUUUGUGCUUCUCAUGUAGUAGCGUUACAUCGGUGGUUUAACUCUUAAAGCUCUCCGGAAGGUUCUUCUACAAUCCUCAUAGUCUCUUCUCACCUAAAAUAUGAAUCUGCUUUAAAGGGAGAUUUCUCUGGUUGUGACUUUGUUUUCUAAUCCAAACAAAGAUGGUAGCUGGAAAUGACAUGUCUUUGCGUAAAGAGACUUUCAUCAAAAUUAUUAAAUAGAAAUGUGAAAAGAAAUAGUCGCAAUUUAUAGCAAAAUAAGUUAAAAAUGUAUAAAAGAGUGCUGCAGGAACGAGUUAAAUCUGUUGUUAACACACGUUUAGUUCUAAAUGUUCUCUUAAAAAUGACGUCAUCAUGGCAACGUGAGCUUUUUACUUCUGCUGAUUAUGUUCACGCUUCAAAAACCAGAGAUUCUUUCUGCAAUAAUCCAGAAAAAAAAUCAAUGAAAAUAAACCUUUUUGUCAAGAGAAUCAGUGCAGCAAACUUAAUAUAUAUAUAUAUAUUAUAUAUAUAUAUAUUUUUAAAUUCAGAUGGGCAGAAGAGUCUUCCUGAAGAACUUGUUGUUAAAUCACUUUCGAGGUCUUUGGAACAUUAACGAUAAUACACGAGGAGCACAAACUGGAUCUCGUUUUUUCAGGUGGAUAAAUGUUCCCCAUGAAAGUUUUACAAUUGUACAUACAGGGACAAAAGUAACUUAUGAAAAAAUGAAUUAUGAAAUGCUAUUUAUUGGUGAAACUAAUUUGUGUGUCUGUGUUUACAAUUGUGUUUUGUGUCUGUGAGUAGACGAGUGAAAUGAAGGGACUACUUUCUCUGUAUGGAUGACAGAUUAAUCAUAUCCGUUGCACACAGGUAACUCAAAGGGACAAUUCAGAUCUGCUGUUCAGUGAGGAAAUGAAAAACAUGGAAGGACAGCAUUCAAACGUUAAUCAUGUCCUUGGUUGUCUCAUCCAAACAUGAGCUUAACGCACUGGUUUAAUUUACAGAACAUUAUUAUUUGCACAUUUAUUUAACACAUGUCAUAAACACUAUUUCCACAGAACUGAUGUGCACUGAAUUAUGCUCAAUGUGAAAUUAUUAUUUGACGGUUUGUUCAUUUCUUUUGAUGAUUUGUAGUGAAUAUCAAUGCUGUAAUGUCGUGUUGCUGCUGUGACCCCAAUAAAACAUCUG
Molecule: messenger RNA, 2943 nt
Organism: Anoplopoma fimbria (sablefish)
Lineage: Eukaryota; Metazoa; Chordata; Actinopteri; Perciformes; Anoplopomatidae
Gene: atp6ap1a
Product: ATPase H+ transporting accessory protein 1a
Exons: 11
Coding region: 23-1597 (524 amino acids)
Cellular component (GO): proton-transporting V-type ATPase complex
Source: RefSeq, a predicted model, not a curated record